Messenger RNA from Myotis davidii, 3424 nucleotides. RefSeq names its product JAZF zinc finger 1 (gene JAZF1). Lineage: Eukaryota; Metazoa; Chordata; Mammalia; Chiroptera; Vespertilionidae. The transcript has 7 exons. The record is from RefSeq and is a predicted model, not a curated record. Gene Ontology annotation, cellular component: nucleus. Bases 656 to 1315 code for a protein of 219 amino acids.
GGAAAGUGGCAGAGCCAGUGAGUGGCUGAAGAUGGCAGCCACUUACAGAAACGCUUGCAUCCUUGCCAGUUGCCAGCCUAAGGAGCAUCACGUGGCCAUGGAAAUCCAAGUGUUUCUAUCCCACAGCCCAUCUAUGGGAGGCGGAUUAUAUCUCUAGGCAAUAGCAGCCAAUGUUCCAGUUUCAUAUUUUUAUUGGCAUCGUAAACAAACAAGCGGGAGACUAUCUGGGAGGUUGCGUGCGGCAGCCAGCGCAAUUCAUAUCGCAUUUCUUUUUGUAGCAACUUAAAGUGAAGGAGUGCUCAGUGGUGUGGCACAUGGCAUAUGGAUGUCCUUACUGAUUUGGUCAUAUCCACACCUAGAAAGAGCUUGCAGGAUUGGUCUGUCAGUCACCAUCAGCACACAUGGCCUGCCCAGCAUUCCCAUGGACCGUUUUUAGGAAUAAAACACCUUUCCCUGGUGAGCAUUGUCCACUGCCUCCUCUCCAGUGAGCACGAGUGAAGUGCACAAAGCGUUCCUCUCUGAAAUGUGGACACACUUUGGGGCCACAGCAAGCAGAUGUGUGCCGAUUAACCACCGAAAACCAUGCCAACAUUGUAACUGUAAGCAGUGAAAACCAAUAUUUAUGAGGGGGAUUGUGCAAGAGUUUGCGUGACAGAUGGACAUUUUAUCACUGUUGAUGUUUGGAAUUCCCUUGAAAAAUACAGAUCCACGUGUGUUAGAAAAACAAGAAUUACAGCAGCCAACCUAUGUUGCCCUCAGUUACAUUAAUAGAUUCAUGACUGAUGCUGCCCGCCGGGAGCAGGAGUCCCUCAAGAAGAAGAUCCAGCCGAAGCUCUCACUGACCUUGUCCAGCUCCGUGUCUCGGGGGAAUGUGUCCACGCCGCCGCGCCACAGCAGUGGAAGCCUUACUCCCCCCGUGACCCCGCCCAUCACGCCCUCCUCUUCAUUCCGCAGCAGCACCCCGACAGGCAGUGAGUACGACGAGGAGGAGGUGGACUACGAGGAGUCGGACAGCGAUGAGUCCUGGACCACAGAGAGCGCCAUCAGCUCCGAGGCCAUCCUCAGCUCCAUGUGCAUGAACGGAGGGGAGGAGAAGCCUUUUGCCUGCCCAGUUCCUGGAUGUAAAAAGAGAUACAAGAAUGUGAAUGGCAUAAAGUACCAUGCUAAGAAUGGCCACAGAACACAGAUUCGUGUCCGCAAACCAUUCAAAUGUCGUUGUGGUAAGAGUUACAAGACAGCUCAGGGCCUGCGGCACCACACAAUCAAUUUCCAUCCCCCGGUGUCGGCUGAGAUUAUCAGGAAGAUGCAGCAAUAACAUGCUGGUCAUAACUGUGCCAAGGAAUCCUCACCAGCAGUUGCUGAUUUUGAAAACAGCCACCUUUUUUCAGGGGAAGCAUUCAGCCACCCUUUAAAGAAGUAAAUGCAUGCUUUAAAUUUUUUCUGUAAUUUUGGAAUGAUGUAUCUUUGUAGAGUUAAUGAUUUUGUACAUUUGCACAUGUAAUCAUCAUAUCCAUUUUCAUUACUUUGAUAUAAGGUGCUAAAAAAAAAAAAAAAGCUCUAGGUUCUCAGCACAUUUCCCCCAAAACAAAUAUGGUUGAGGGCAUGUUGCAUAUUGUUCAGUUGUAUUGCAGUGAUAGCAGUUGGGGGAGGAGGGGCUGGCACAGAGGUUUGCUUCCCCCCACCCCCAAGAUUUGUAGUGUGACUGAGGUUUUUUCAACACAUUAACUAUCUUCAAAACCAAAAUAAUACCUUCAUUAUCAAACUGGUUAUCAUGCCUUACAUAAUGGAGUUAGUAUUUGUGAGUAGAAAGACUUUAGGUAAUUGAAAUAUAAAUUAAGAAAGUAUGUUUAACAUAUGCUAAAAAUAUUUUCAUAUUUAAAUAACAUACAUAAAAGGUAUGCUUUUCUGUGUUUAUAUUAUCUUGCAAGUCCUUUUGCCCUUUAAAAAGCUGAAAAUCUUGCCAUCUGACUUACCAAUUACUUGUGUUAUAAAUGGCGUUUUUGUACAAUAGUCUGUUCAGUUCACUCAUUAAUUUAACACACUUAUUGAGUGCAAGGUAUUCCAUUUAUGUCUAUUGAUACUUGCAGAACAAAGUACCAAUUUAGUGAAAUAUGUUUCCUUGAAAUCUGUUAGGAAACAUUUUGAAAUACAUACAAAUUUUGUGUAAAAUUUAUUUCUAUCUUCAUCUUUAGGUGAAGUUUUAAAGCACUUUGUAGUUCUCUAUUGCCAACAGAUUUAAUGUUUUAUGUGUUGCCAAUUCUUACAACCACUGCCCUAACAAACCUGUGGGUUACAAAUAAGAAAAUUCCAAGCAUGGUUCAAAGGGGAACAUUUUUGUUUAGGCUCCUACUGCCUCCUCUUCAUGUUCGUUGUGUUUAGACUUUAAAGGCACUUUUCCUAUCACAUUGUAGAUGUCUGUGUUCCACUGGAAACGUCUGUUUAGCUUUAUAAAACAAUUUGCCGAAAUGAAAUUGAGCCUUAUUGAGAAUUAAGUGCUUUCUUGCAGCAGGUGGUCAAAGAAUGACUAAUAUAUGACCCAUUAGAAUAACUCUACGUCUGGACCAUUCCUGAAGUUUUUCUCACCAACAAUACUGUCAUGCCUUGAGUGUUCUUUUCUCCCAAGUGCUAUUCCUUGAACAUGAGUUUACCAGUUGCUUAAUUAUGCAAUAAAAAUUGCUUUGAGGUGGCCAACUGCUCACAAAACUGGUAAAACGCAAACUUGCAUUGCUUAUAAAAUAAUUUUCUUCCCAUGUUUCUGUUAGCCAGAUGAGUAAGCUUCUAUAUUCUUAAGUUGUGAAUCCCUCAUAAUGAGGGAUUUUUAAGUAUUUAUAAAGACACUGCCCUUUAAAAAUUUCCUCAGAUCUCUGAAGCAUGGUCUUGGUCCUAAUAUACAGUGCUAUUCUGUAUGUUGAAAAGGGUAAUCUAGACAGAAAAAAACAUUAGUUGGUGCAUAAGAAGGCCCUACUGGCUAUUACACAUUUACCUAUAAUUGACCAAAAAUUUUUUAGGCCAUCAGUUACUUAGCUUUUGCUCUUUCUAGUGCAAGAAAUUGCAGGCUGGAUCAGCAGUUCAACAGCUAAACAGUCAUAAAAUAGUCAUUGUGCAUGUUAACAUUUCUUUCAACUAUAAAACAAAUUCCAACUUCUACUUGCUUAUUCAUUGUGACAGUAUUACUAAAGGUAAGGAUGGGAAUAUUUUGUUAUACCGUGUAUAGUGAAUGUAUUGUACUGUGUCUGUGAAAACUGUGCUUUAAAUUAUAUUUUCAUAUGUUUUGUUGUUUGGGACAGAGCACAUUAAGUUUGAAAGUGACAGAGGUUUUAGAACUGAAGACAACUUAAUGAAUCAAAAUCCUGUCAAGAAAAGCUGCUUAUAAAUGUAGAUGAAAUUGCAUUUUAAAUAAACUGUCUCUGACCCAAAAUAAACA